GGGCCGGGCAGGGCCGGGCCAGGCGGGGCAGGGCUCGGCGCGGUGUGGAGGCUCCCGGCUCGGAGUAGGCCACCACUUAAUGAAGAAAUUAAAGCUUCUUUAAACAACCUAAAUAAGCUAAAAGCAUAAAAAGUAAUGGAACAACUGCCGGAUCCGGUUAUGCAAGCAGAUGCAAAUAUUAAAGCCAUUAAUGAAGAGUACAGGAAAGCCUUUAUUUUUAUCAAUAAAGGACUGAACACAGAUGAACUGGGUCAGAAGGAAGAGGCAAGAAGCUACUAUGAGCAAGGGCUUAACCACUUGCUCCGAGGAGUUAGCAUUCCAUCAGAGGGUCCUGAGUGUGCAGGGUCCCAGUGGGAGUCUGCCAGGCAAAUGCAACAGAAGAUGAGAGAAACCCUGCAAAACGUUCGUGCUCGACUCGGCAGUCUAGAGCAAAACACCCCACCAGCACAAGCAUCUCCUGCUAUGAUGGAUACCCCUCCUGGGGUGCCCAAAUUAUACCCCUCCAUUCCUUCCAAAGAAAAGCCAGAAAGACCCCCUCCCCCUAAUUCUCUGCUUGUUCCAAGUCAGUUGCCUGCAGCAGAUGGAAGUGUUGCAGCUGUGAGUCAGGGGCAAAUUCCAGCUAUGAGUCCAUCAUCUGCAAAACCUCUUUGUCUGCCAAAUGAAGCACCUCCUGCCUAUACUCCUCAAGCUACCAAUGGCCACUUUACUGUGUCCUAUGGCACAGACUCUGGGGAGUUUUCUUCUGUCAGUGAGGACUACUACAACAACAAAUGUACUCAGCCACCUCCCCUGGAAAACCUGGGAGUGGAUGCAGAUGAGCUGAUCUUGAUUCCCCAAGGAGUACAGAUAUUUUUUGUGACUCCUGACGGGCAGGUUAGUGCUCCUUCAUAUCCUGGAUAUCUGCGCAUCGUCAAGUUCUUGGAUACAGAUAGUGAAGCUGCUCGGAAUCGUCCACCUGCAUUUCUUCAGGUUUGUGACUGGUUGUAUCCUCUGAUGUGUACCCAGUCUCCUGUUCUGUGCUGCAAUACUGGGGUCUACAUGUUCCCCGACACGAUGUCCCAGAUACCAGGGUCCUACGUGGGAGUAGUGCUGUCGUCAGAACUUCCAGCAGCUGACAGAGAGCUGUUUGAGGAUCUGUUAAAACAGAUGUCUGACCUACGAAUCCAGGUGCCAGGAUCCCAUGAGAGAGUAGGGUUACCUUCAGAGCUCCCAGCAACUAUGAGAGCACAUUUUGAAGAUAAAUUUAAACAGAGGUCUGGCCACAAAGUCCAGCCUUCUGAAGCCUCGAGUGAUGCAAUUCACUUGCCUCAGACUGUACAUAUCCAGCCACAACCUGAAGAAGCAGAAGAUCAGAAAGAGUUACCAGAAUGGAGUGAGAAAGUUGCCCAUGGAAUCUUGUCAGGUGCAUCUUGGGUAAGCUGGGGCCUGAUGAAAGGAGCAGAAUACACGGGUAAAGCUAUUCACAAAGGAGCUUCUAAACUGCGAGAGCACAUUCAACCAGAAGAAAAGCCUGUGGAAGUCAACCCAACUGUAGCAAAGGGGCUUCACGUAGCAAAACAGGCUACUGGAGGAGCUGUGAAAGUCAGCCAAUUCUUAGUUGAAGGGGUGUGUUCUAUAGCAAGCUGUGUCGGAAAGGAGCUGGCUCCACACGUGAAGAAGCAUGGCAGCAAAUUAGUUCCAGAAUCCCUAAAGAAAGAUAAAGAUGGAAAAUCUACUUUUGAUGGUGCUCUGGUUGUAGCAGCAAGUGGAGUUCAAGGGUUUUCAACAGUGUGGCAAGGUUUAGAAAGUGCAGCGAAGUGCAUUGCUAAAAGUGUUUCAACUGAGACUGUAAAAACAGUCAAAUACAAGUAUGGAGAGGAUGCUGGUGAUGCUACAGACAACGCUAUGAAUUCUGCAAUCAAUGUUGGUGUUACAGCAUUUAACAUUGAAAAUAUUGGUAUCAAAUCUGUGGUAAAGAAAACUGCGAAGGAAACCGGCCAUGCCGUGCUAGAUGAAUAUAAAGUAUUGGAUAAUGAAAAGAAGGGUAAAAAAUGAAAGCAAUUAAGUACUUCUCAGAGCCUUACAUUACAGAUUAAACUUCCUAUUUAGAAGUAUCUACACUGCUCAUCUGACAUUGAACAUAAGUCACAAUGUACUUUUCAAGCAACUGUUACUUAAUUUAAAAGGAAAAUGUAAAAGGAGGAAGAGUAUUUGUAAGAGGAAAAAUGAAAGUUGUCACCUCCUUGUUCAGUACAGAACAAGAGGUUUAAACAACUGGAUCAGGGCUUUAAGCAACUGGAAGUUUGCAGUUCAUAUACUUGCAUCUUUAAGCACUUUUUCAAAGUAAUAUAUAGAAUAAUAGAUUAAUAUAGAAAUACUAUUGUGAGUAUUUUUGUAACACUUUAUAUUUAUAAAGAAGAUGGUGAUACAGAAAGAGUAGGAUGGCUAGUUCUGGAAUAAGUAAAAUUACCAGUUUUGGCUUUAUAACUAUCCUUAAGCAUUAGUUUUACUAAUCAAGCCUUGUCUUAUUUAAUAUGUACUACUAAUAUAAGCAUUGUGUUUCAUCGUUUCGUAGAGAAUUUCUCUUUUCACCUACAAAAAAGCUGAUCUUUCCCAAAGUUCAUGCUAGGAGAAAUGAAAGAUGAACCUCAGGUAAUUAGAUGGCCAUUCCCUUUUAAACUUUUUUUUUUCCUCAUCCAGCAUAUAAGUAAACCAAAGAUACCAAGUAUUUUUUCUAAAAGAGAGUAUUUACAGUUCUAGAAAAAUGCAUUUUCCAGUUGACUUCAUAAGGAAUAUAUAAAGAUUCUUUGAAAUUCAGGUUUUUAUGUAGAGAGAAUAAGUAUGGUUUUGCAUAAAUUAAAGUAUUUUUCUGUGAAAAUAUUAGAGGGCACUGGGAAGUUCUAUGCAUUCUGUACUUUUCAGCUGAUCCAGAAAGAUUGAGAUUAUAUAUCAUGACCUCAUAAUGGAAGACUCCUAAUGUUUGAACAAAUAUGUCUAUUGGUCAUCAUCUUUAUUCCAUUAAAUUGAUAGUUGCACAAGGGUGUGAAGUAUUGAAAAAGAUAGUGAAGACAAACCCUUUUAAUUAAGAGUUGUGCAAAAUAGACACUUCUGUGUAGAUUUGUCAUCCCAUUUGUACCACAGUAUAAAAUAACUCAAGAUGUUAAAUCCUUGAGAUGCUUUGACACUGCUAUUUAUUUAACACUUUACUAUUGAGUCUUAAAGCUACUACACAUUCUAAUAUUGGCUGGACCUACAACAGGCAGAAUGCCAACAACUUGCAACUUUUCUCCAUUUCAUGUAGAUGGAGAAAAUAACUAUAAAUUGUUGGUGGCAAGUGAUAUUUGUAGAAGAUUGAAAACAACUACAGUCUGUUAGAAUGGUAAUAGGUGCAUAUUUUGUGGUAGCUACUGCAGGUGUGUGCUUUAAAGUGAGAAAUGUGAAAGAAAGGAUCUAACCACUUGAAGUGUAACUUUGAUUUAUGCAAUAAAAAUAAAAUCUGUGCUUGAUCUUUUAUGAUAUGAAGCUACUAUAUGGAUCCAUAAGUGGAAGAACUAGGACUUCUUCAGAAAUAAUAAAAUAGCAGUAUUGGGGUAUAUAUACAGUAUAAACAAGCUCAUAAACUAGAGCUUAAAUAUUUCAAACUAAUAAGUUCCAUCCAAAGUACACUGCAACAAUUUCUGUUACUAUAGUCUGCCACUUGCCAGCUUGUGUAACCAGUUAAAGAUUGCUGAAGACUUAACUAACAAAAACAUUUUUUGUUCCUAUGAGCUGUAUUUACAGUAGGGAUAUAGGUAUUUGUAUCUUCUUUCUCCCUCGCAUUUCAAGGUUUUGUAUAUAGCUCAUACCGUUCAGUUUCAUCUAUAAACCAUCAAAGCAAAAAGUUGCAUUAAAACAACAGUUAAGAUAAAGGUGUUACAGCCUUCAAGAGACCACAUUGGAGAACACUGAGGAAAAACAACAUUUAAAUGCCAUCAUUAUCAGGUAGUGGUGUCCUGCUUAUCCUGCUGUUGUUCUCUUCAUGUGUAUGUCUUUCAAAAUGGAUUAAAACUAUUUUUUGAAUGAUGCCUACCCCAUUUUGCAGUUUGUAAUGUGAUAUAUCCAUGAUCUUCCCUUUUACAUUGUUCCAAAGUUAAGUUAAUUUUCCCAGCUGAUAGUAUGAUGCUUGAACUUACCUCGCUUCCCCUGCCACUUCUUCGGCCCAGGGUAGCACUCCAUAGGCUUCUCCUCCAUUCUUCCACCAUAUACAACAGCCUUCUCACAUUUACUGCCUUAUCUCAGCUCUCCCUUUUUUAUAUUAACCUCCCAAAACCUCCUGUCUUAGGUUGGCUUUCUAUUCAUAGCUUGGUUUUGUUUCUUUGAACAUCUUUUGAUACAUGGAAGUCCUCGAGAUUUUACUAAGCCAUGUAGUGUAUUAGCUAUUAUGUGAUUUCCUAUGGCAUUCUUACUUCCAAAUUUAUUCAAAUACUUUUCUACUACAAUAUUGGUCUCAAAUCUUGUCUUCUCAAGGAUUACUUUCAAUGAUCCCUAAGUCAUUCUUAGCUAUGGCCAUCUCUGGAAUUUUCAUAAUUGUGUAGAUAUAAACCAUAGUUCUUAUCUCAAAUAUAAACCCCUGUAUUUGAACAGAUUCUUCUAGAUUCCAAGGGUUGUUUGAUUGGUUUGUUUAAUGCUGUUUAAAAACCAACUUGGAAUAGCCUGUUUUUAAUGUUCCCUGAAUAAAUCCAUAAUCCUUUUAAAAGAAUUGGUAAACCUAUCUUCAACUACAAAAAAACAUGCUGACCAGCUUCAGAUACAAUGAUGAGGGUUGGAAGGAGCCCCUGGUCUGUAAUCCACCUCCUGCUCAAAACAGGUCUAGUCUGGAGCACAGUACUCUGCCCCAGUUCUGCUCAUGUUGUGAUUAUCUCCAAGGAUGGAGACUUCACAGCCCUUCUGGGCAACUUUUACCCAACUCAAUAUUUCCCCUUAUACUGAGCCAAACAUUUUUAAAUGCGGGUGCAUUCUAUUGCAUAGCCUUUCAUCAUGCACACUGGAGGAAACUUUGGCUUCUCCCUCUUAUUUAGACUUUCCUAUUACAUAGCUAAUUACAGCACUAAGCUCUCCUUAGGCCUUCUCCAGCCUGAACAAAGGCAAGUUCCUGACCUAAUGCAGCCCUUGGGACUUAUUUGGGAGUCAAAAGCUAAGCACUUCAGCAUGUGUUGAACAGAGUGAAUGAACUGUCUCCCUCAGGCUCCUGGCCAUGCCCUUGUUAUGGCAGCCCAGGGGCCCUUCAGUCUUGUUUGCUGUAAGCUGUUGGCAGCUCAUGGCAGCCUCUUCACCAGGAAGGCUGUGUCUUCUACAACACUGCAUUCUAGACACUACUCCAGCCUUAUUGAUCCAUGGGCUUUACCCAUGCCAGAUACUGUGCUUUGCACUUGAUUUUUGUUGAAUUUCAUUGGAUUUCUCCAGGCUGUACACCUACCUGUGAAUGGUCACCCUUUUCCUCCUGCAUCCUAACUGCUCCUCCCAACAUCAUCAAAUUUGCUGGGCUGGUGCUCAGUCUUCCAGGUUGUCCAUCAGGAAUUAAGGGUAUUGGCUCAGGUAUUGAUCCCAGAGUCAAGCAGUCAUACUGCUGAUCUCCACACUUCAGGCCUGAUGGCCCAGACAAUUUUCCAGAAGCCUUAUGAACCAGUUAUCCAAUCUAGAAUUCACCAAUUCAGCUAUAAAAGUAGUGUGGGAGACUACAUGAAAGUCUUUGGUUAAAUCAAAAUAUACAACAUCCACAAGUUUUCCUUUGCCCACACAGCCAUUCAUCAUACCUUAGUUACUGGUGCUACAGAAAUAACUUCUUUGUAAAAAUCAAUUUAUGCCUUCAGCAACUGGUUUACCUUGCUUUUAAGUAAUUCUAGGUGUUUAAUGCCUUUACAUAUCAUAAAUACUUAUUUAAAUACAAAAUUCUGUUUUCAGAACACAUUGUGUUGUGACCAAGUUUUUUAGCUGUUCUUACUAAAAUUUUUGAACUCAACCCAUUAAAAGCCUUAAAACAAUGAUAAUGCCUUUAGCAGUAUCCAUAUACCUAAUUUUAACCAAUUUAUUUGGAAUAAAGAAAUGGAGGAAAAUUC
Messenger RNA from Zonotrichia leucophrys gambelii, 6074 nucleotides. It is a transcript of the gene SPART, whose product is annotated as spartin. The record is from RefSeq and is a predicted model, not a curated record. Gene Ontology annotation, cellular component: plasma membrane. The coding region runs from base 136 to 2034 and encodes 632 amino acids. The transcript is spliced from 10 exons. Gene Ontology annotation, biological process: negative regulation of BMP signaling pathway; cell division. Lineage: Eukaryota; Metazoa; Chordata; Aves; Passeriformes; Passerellidae.